Molecule: messenger RNA, 1038 nt
Organism: Salvia miltiorrhiza (redroot sage)
Lineage: Eukaryota; Viridiplantae; Streptophyta; Magnoliopsida; Lamiales; Lamiaceae
Exons: 3
Coding region: 272-895 (207 amino acids)
Cellular component (GO): mitochondrion
Source: RefSeq, a predicted model, not a curated record
CUAGUUGUCUGAAAUUAGGCCACAUUCUUUUUCCAUCUUUUCAGGCCUUACUCUUUAAACUUUGGGCGGCCGAAAUUAGAGCGAGAGAGAAUUAGAAAGAGAGGGAGGCAACAGGAGAGUGAAAGACAAGUUCUUGUUUCUUCCAAGCUUUCAUCCAUUUUAUCCAUUCAAUCUUCGAUCCUUCAGCGAACUGAAACCAAUACAGCACAAGGCACCGUAGAUAUGAAGUUUCAUAAAAUCUAAGCGAAGUCGGGCUGUGACAGCUAAAGCAAUGGCCACAAUUCUGCCAAUUCCUAUUCAGCGCUUCAGCAGCAGAGCUACAUCUUCUCCCUCCAAAAAUGGCGAAAUCAGCAUAUUUUUUAGCUCUGUUUUGAAUUCAAAGUCUGCUCGCAAUAGAUUGAAGGUGAGAGCGGUGGAGGAGAAGAUUGAGGAAAUGAAGACUCCUUCAUCUGCAGAUGAAAUCACCAAGAAAUAUGGGCUUGAAGCUGGUUUGUGGAAGAUAUUUUCGUCAAAAGAAGGAGGUGAGAAGAAAUCAAAAGGUGAUGAAGCAAAGGAGCUGUUGGCAAAAUAUGGAGGGGCAUAUUUGGCAACUUCGAUAACCCUUUCAUUGAUCUCAUUUGGGCUAUGUUAUGCGUUGAUCAAUGCUGGUGUGGAUGUACCAGCCUUGCUGCAGAAGGUACUAGUAUUUUUAAACUUGUUUGUGGUUUGUUUGUUUGAUCUAAUGGUGGUGUUGCAGGUGGGAAUCUCUGCCGAUGCAACGGGGGAAAAGGUGGGGACGCUUGCAUUGGCUUACGCAGCGCACAAAGCAGCGUCGCCGAUCAGAUUCCCGCCGACGGUUGCGCUGACGCCGGUUGUCGCUGGUUGGAUCAGCAAGAAAGUUGAUGGGGAGAAGUGAGUGUGGAUUGUGGGCUUAGUUUUCUUGCAACAACAUGUAAUUGAUGGAUAUUAGAAUAGAGAUAGUUAGUGGAUCACUUAGUUUACUUGCAACAACACCAUGUAAUUGAUGGAUAUUUGAAUAAAGAUGGUUGUUACUCAAAA